AUCCAGACCCAAGGAUUUCCCUUGGACACCAAGAUGUCAAUUGUAGCCAGCCAACGUUCGGUUCUUUAUAUCCAUUCGAUCCCGCCUGCUCAACCAGCUCUCCGUCACCCAGUUCACUUGGAGAAGCCGAUCAACUUGAUAGUCAGUUCCCCAGUCAGCCCAGCCAGUCCACAGCCAAGAAAUACGACAAGUGGACAAACGAUCAACAGCGCUACUUAAUACAGUUAUGGGCAGAUAA
Messenger RNA from Porites lobata, 238 nucleotides. The record is from the annotation of a GenBank genome assembly. Lineage: Eukaryota; Metazoa; Cnidaria; Anthozoa; Scleractinia; Poritidae.